GAAAAAUGGUGGUUAGGGUUUUAGCUUCAGUGGGUCUCUCUAAAUCUCACCCCUACAAGAGUCUUUUCUCCAAUGCUUUCUUCUUCGCGGCCUUCUUCUCCAAAUCCCCACUUCACAAGACCAGGGUUUUCGAUAGGCUGCAAGAUUGAUAAAAAUGCCCUAAUCCUUGUGGUUUUUGGGCUAGCUCUGAUGGAAUGAGUCUAACAUUUAUAGAAUUUUUCAAUAGUUGGACUGGGGAUUUUUUUCAAUGGAUGUAUAAAUCUUGUGAUGGGUCUUCUUCUUCCUGUCUCUCUGUCGAUGAAGAGGUCUUUGGCCGGGAACAAUCUGCUUCUGAGCAACUCUUUGGUAUAAACGUCUUUCCAUUUGUGGGGCAUCGAUGGAUUCAUUCAGACCCAUUUUUAAAAUUGGCUGACAAAGUUGUUGAACCACUGAAGCAGUCAGAAAAAAGCACAACUGCUGGCAGUGGUGGUGAUGCUAAAGUGAAGAGGAAAAAGCUCAAGGGCAAAAGAGCAGUUGUAAAGUGGCUGAAGUUCUUCAGGUGGAAGAAGAAGAAACAGUAUGAAAGAAUGACUGCAGAAGAAAAAGUUCUCUACAAAUUAAGGAAAGCUCAAAAGAAAGAGGAAAGACUUGUUGAAGCUCUGAAGAAGACUGAGCCUAAAGAGACAUCAGAGACAACCCAUGAUCCAGAGAUAUUGACACCCGAAGAGCACUUCUUCUUUCUGAAGAUGGGUCUCAAGUGCAAGAAUUAUGUGCCUGUUGGAAGACGGGGAAUCUACCAGGGUGUAAUUCUGAACAUGCAUCUGCAUUGGAAAAAACAUCAGACUCUGCAGGUGAUCGUCAAGACAUUUUCACCAGAGGAGGUCAAGGAGAUUGCUGCUGAGCUGGCAAGAUUGACCGGAGGAAUCGUGCUUGACAUUCAUGAAGAGAACACAAUUAUUAUGUACAGAGGGAAGAACUAUUCUCAGCCACCAACAGAGAUAAUGUCACCUCGGGUCACUCUCUCCAGGAAGAAGGCUUUGGAUAAAUCCAAAUAUAGGGAUGGCCUCCGAGCUGUUAGAAAAUAUAUUCCAAAACUUGAACAGGACCUUGAAUUGCUUCAAGAGCAGGCCAAAAAUAUGGCUGAAAAUAAAACUGAUGCUGGUAAAGAGAAUGAAGGAACUGAAAUUGGAAAUAUUUACUCUGGCCCUGGGAGCUGUUCAAACUUUCAAUUAAAGAAUUCUGAUAAGCUGAAAGAAAUCUUGGAUGGAGACAAGGAAUGCUCUGAGGAUGAUUCUAUUAUGGAUACAGGUAUGGCAUCAGAUUCUGAAGAUCUAUCAGAUAUUUUCGAAACUGAAUCUGACACAGAGACUGAGAAUAAGGUGGAACAACCUCUUUAUUUGGAUGAGUUUGAAAAAUUCCCAGUUGAAAGUGAUAAAGAACCUGAAGAUUUUGAGGAGCACCUUCGCCAAAUAUCUAUAGACUCAAGAAAAGCAAAAGCACUGGAGAAAAAUUCGGACUUACCAAAUUUUGAUGAGGUUGAUCAGAUAUUUUUGCGUGCUGCUUUGCUUUUGAAGAAAAAGAGACGAUAAUGUGCCUGGAUCUCUCAGACGUUCAUGCACACUUGCUAGAUUUCAUGGUGGCUUGGAAUUGAUUUUUAGAAAGUCAAUAGAACAUCUGCAAAGAACAAACCGUAGCUUAUCCUUGAAUUUGUCAAGCAAGGUCCUUAUGUCUUGGACAUCUGCUUCUCUCUUGGCAGCAUCUUGAAGGUUCAUUCCUCCCCUCAAGAGUAAGGUUCCCUGCAACGCAAUACCUUCAACUUACAUUGAUGGUGUGGAUUGGUUUUCUUUCCAAACGGGUAUCCGAAGAGCAGCAUACUCCGUGCGCUUACACUGUAACUUUUCUCAAGCAUUCCUCUUCCGGACUCAAUCCCGAGAUUCAUUUCUCUUCAUGUUGAACUCUGACAGGAAGUGUCUUCCACCCUUUUGAGUUUCCACCGAAGACGUCCCAGUCACUCUGUAAGUAGAAUCAUGGUUUUUGGUUCUGUAUACACUCCAGAAUGAAAGGAGUCACUUUGCAAAAGAUAUCUACCAAAUUGUUCUGCUCUUUCUGGCCCUUAAAGCCUGAUUUGGAUCGGCACAAAGGAAUGGAAUUUAAAGUAGGCAAUGUUGCAUGUACAAAAUGAAUGGGGAGUCUCUGGAUCACCUUCUUCUCCACUGCGAGGUCACACGCACGCUAUGGAACGCCAUCUUUAGUCGCUUCAGUCUGUCUUGGGUUAUGCCUUUUUGGGUGGUAGAUUUAUUCGCUUGCCGGUGGACGGGUGGUAGUUCUUGGAGUGCGGUCGUGUGGAAGAUGGUUCCUUGUCUUCUGUGGUAUGUAUGGAAGGAACGCAAUGACAGACAGUUCGAGGAUAAAGAAAGAAUCAUUGAGGAGCUCAUUUCAUUUUUCUUUCAUUUUUUGUACUCUUGGACGGCUGUGUUUCUAGCACCUUUAGUACUUAACUUUAAUGAUUUUCUUGUUUUGUUUUCU
Messenger RNA from Alnus glutinosa, 2505 nucleotides. RefSeq lists its product as uncharacterized. Gene Ontology annotation, molecular function: RNA binding. The record is from RefSeq and is a predicted model, not a curated record. NCBI's taxonomy places the organism in Eukaryota, Viridiplantae, Streptophyta, Magnoliopsida, Fagales, Betulaceae. The transcript has 6 exons. Bases 195 to 1568 code for a protein of 457 amino acids.